AUGGAUGAUCCGUCUUCACAACUCCACCUCGAGAUUCGCGACGCCGUCGUUCGCGCGCUCGCAACGCGCCGGCCCAUCCUCCACCACCUGAACGCCGAUUCGUCUUGGCUGCUUCAGAUACCGCGUCCAGCAAACGCCGUCAAACAUGGGAGCCGGGUAUACUACAAUGUCUUGAUAGAUCCGUGGUUCGUGGGUGGGCAGAGCGAUGUCGCGAAAUGGUUCAGUCAGCAAUUCCACGCGACGGAGAGCGCCGUGAAGAGUAUUGCCGAGGUGGAGGAGUUGGCACGACAGGUGGAAAUAAUGGCUGGAGGACUGCGACUAGGCAGAGGAAGAAGUAAAAAGAGAAAGGUGGAAGAGGUGGACGAGGAGAGUUAUGUGGACUGUGUGGCUGUUAGCCAUGAAUUCACCGACCAUUGCCAUAAAGAGACGCUUCUAGAGGUGCAUCGUGAUGUGCCUGUGCUCGCGACAGAGCAAGCAGCCAACCUCAUAUCCUCCUGGAACCACUUCCGCACCGUAAUAACAACACCUACCUUCGCCGACCUCUCCGACUGGCACGACUACAGUCUCUCGCCGCUCCCAUCAUGGCUCAGCAUAUCGCGACUCACAGCGUCCGGAGACUCCCUCUACCUCCACUCCGCGCUCCUAAUAACCUUCGCCACGCAUCCCUUCCUGUCAACAGCGACGCCUAAGAAGCGUCUCUCUACACUCAGUAUAAAUGGCGACGGAGCGGAAGAACUAUCGUCUAAUAUCAACGGCGAGGAAGCGGAAUGUGUAAUCUACACACCACACGGCAUCCCCCACGAAGCCCUCAGCCCAAUCGCCACAGCCGACCCACCACUACAUACCCUCGCUUUCCUACACGGCCUCCACGAUGUCUCUAUAUCUUCUGCCCAGCAGCUCAACCUGGGAGCGAAGAACGGCAUCCUCGCACAACGCACACUCCGAGCAAAGUACUGGGUCGCAACACAUGACGAGGUGAAAAAGGGAGGAGGCCUGAUAAGUUGGUUCCUCCGCCGAAAGGUGUGGACAGUGGAAGAUGCGUUGAAGGAGGCGAGAGCACAAGAUGGAGAUGUCUUUGAAGAUGUGCACUUUCAGGGUAUGAAGAAUGGAGAGAGCAGGGUUUUGGAGUAA
This is a messenger RNA of Alternaria novae-zelandiae, 1131 nucleotides long. RefSeq lists its product as uncharacterized. NCBI's taxonomy places the organism in Eukaryota, Fungi, Ascomycota, Dothideomycetes, Pleosporales, Pleosporaceae. The transcript is spliced from 2 exons. Bases 1 to 1131 code for a protein of 376 amino acids. The record is from RefSeq and is a predicted model, not a curated record.